AGACACACAGCUGACACGUGGGAUUUGACCAAUGGGGAGAGAUGUUGACGUUACACCUUCCUUCCAAUACUUGUCUCCUCUUCCUCUCCUCUCCUCUCUACUCUCAUCCUCAUCUUGCAUGGUAUUAGUACGUACGUACGAUCUCUUUCUUUUUUUUUUAAUCCAAAUUCAUAAUUUACAAAUUGAAAAUCAAUGGUUAUAAUAUAUUUUUUUCUUUUUCUUUUUUUAGACAAGGAACACCCUCCACGGUCAUCAUCUUCAGUGAUGAUGUAGUUGGGGCCAAACCCCAGUACCUCCGUCAGCGGUCCGGUCAAAUGUGGGGUGCCUUCGGUAACACCGUGGAGGCGGUGAAAAUCGAAUCUGGGACCUCUCAGUCACAAGUCCGUCUUCCUUACCACCAGACUAUGUCACCUUUGGCAAUCAAUGGUUAUAAUACUGGUAUCGUUGCCGUAAUUUAGGUAUGACAAGCUAGCUAGUUCGAGAAAUGAGACGUCUGAGGACAGUAUCUAUGUCUGGUCCAGCAACAAGCCACGAUUUAAAACCGGUCGUGCUGAAGAUACAUAUAAUUAAUACUAAGCAAAAGUCCCCAUAAUUAGCAGACAGUCAGCAAAAGUGAUGAUUACGUAUGUGGUUAAGCCAUAAUUAUCUCUACCUAAGAUGCUUGAUUAAUAGUGGACACUGCCGCUGAUACAUAAAAUAUUGAAAGAAAUAUAUUAAUUAGUGGCCACUGCCAAACGUAGAAAAGCCCACUAAUAAAAAAAUAUAUAUACCUUCAUGGCUCCAUUUUGGCCACGACAAGAUCUUCCUUAUAUGUGAUUUACUAUUUGGGAUCAUCUACAAAAUUAUAUUUAUUAAUUUGAACGAAUCUGAUCACUUAUUAUAUGAUUGAAAUAUGAUAAGAACAAUGCGACCUCGUAUAUAAAGAACGAGUCAAUCAUAUAUAUACUCAAAAUACAAGGUGUCUUCCUGAAACCCAUAUUACAAGAAAUGCCGUAUGUAUGUCGUUGGAUCUCAAAGUGUUAAGAGAUUGGCUUUUGUCACACGACAUAUAUUAGGGCUCACAAGUCACAACUCAACUACUAGGUUUGGAGGUCUGAUGGUUUUGUACAAAUGGUUGGGAAAUAAGUCAAUAGCAUAACCAAAGAAGAGAUACCCAAUUACAGGCCCAGCCCAAAAAGUGUUAAGCUUUGAUGGGCCGAAUUGGAGUCAUUCUGUGUACACGACCCAAAAGAGAGGCCAAGCCCACGAAUGGGGAUUUCGGGAUGAAAAACCUUUGAAACCAACAUUGCUCAUCGAAUCGAGGAUGCCUGCUCGGAUUGUCCGUUUUGCGGACUUCCUGAAACCCAACUCCACUGUCUCAGAGACUGUGAAUGAAUGGACACGCCGUCUGUGGCAGUCUAGUGUGGAUUGUGAGCUCUUCCGCUCAGGUGAGGGACUAUCUGGAUGUGAUUGGUUCUUCCGUGUCUUCAAUACCCACUCGAACGAGGAUCUCCAAAAAUUCUGUGCCAUUCUAUGGUUUAUCUGGAAAGAGAGAUGCAACCAUAUGUUUAAUAAUCAUAAACUAGAGGAGGAAAUUAUCCCGAAUGCGAUUGUCAGGAUCUCUUAUUAACUGGAAGCUCAACACGAACCAGAUGCUAGGGGCCGAAGGGCUUGUUUGGAAGUUGUGAUUCUUCAAAUUGAUGUAUUGAGACAAUUAGUGUAUUAUCAUUUGAUGUAUUGAAUCAAUUGAUGUAUUAGGCAAAUAUUUUGUUUGGAGGUUUAGAUUGUGUUUUUGUUCUAAAGGUAAAAAAGUUAGUUUUGAUUGAUUGUGAAGAAUCUCAACAAAAAGUAGAGAUUCUAAAUCCCUCAUUAUUGAGUGAUUGUGGUGGGGCCUCCAAAAAGUAAAUGCAUGUAUUAUAGUUCUAUAUAAGCCAAAAAAACGACUUAAUCUUACAAAUACAUGAAUUAGGUCAAUACACCAUUUGAAAUCACAACUUCCAAACGACCCCGAAGAUGCACUAAUGAGCGGGGACGGAAUUCCAAUGAUCUUCAAGAUGAAUUGUGAUGCUGGGAUCUUGCAGCCCUCUGGGAUUGGUCUGGGAUGUGUACUCACGAAUCGUACCUGAUGAUUCAACCAAAAAUCCUGAACAAAAAUAGCUAUUCCUGCAUUAUCUAUCAUCAUCCUGUACUUGUGUGCUCCAAAACCCAAAAUAAAUCGAGUAGCGCUAUGAAUCAAGCGAUUACCGUGUUGGGAAGUGAUCAAUCAUUUCUAGGAACAAGAACCACUUCUAGGUUAUAAAGUUUCUUCUGUUGAAAAGUAAACAAUCAUUCAAAUGUAAUUACUUCAUUCCUUUCUAUUAGUCCCGUAUAAGCAGAGUGCUCUGUUUUUCUCCUCUGAGGAAACCCAGCAACUGUGGCCGACGUCGGAGAUGAACCCCGGCCACCGGCGGGUAACCCACUAUUUGGGUCGCCUCUGUUUGCAGCGAUGGUGGAAGCACGAGGAAUUAGCUCCGGCGAGUAAUUAAAUCGAUUGCCCUCUAUUCUUAAUCGAAUCAAGGAAUCAGAGUUGGCAGGGGAAGGAAUUUUCUUCACUCCGAGGGGUAAUGAGGGAAAGAGCAGAUACUCCGGCAAUUUAUGACUGCGGAAGGAAGCAAAUGCCAAGGAACUCCGGCGGAGGUUUGGGAGGUAGAAGAAAAUCCCUUAGCCGGUGACCAACACCAUCCCCAGCCGUCGCCAACUGCUGCAGGAGGAAGAGGAGCAUGCCAGAAGGUAAACGGCGCAAGAACGGGCGACGGAGCAGCGGAAACAAGCGCGAAAAAUGGAAAAUACGGGCACCCGAAACGUCGAAACGUUUCGAUUCCUCAAAACCAAAAUCGAAACGCGAUAAAUUGACGAGAAAGUGAAAUUGACGAUAUACGAUAUAAAGCUAAAUAUCGUGA
Molecule: messenger RNA, 2918 nt
Organism: Linum trigynum
Lineage: Eukaryota; Viridiplantae; Streptophyta; Magnoliopsida; Malpighiales; Linaceae
Source: the annotation of a GenBank genome assembly